AUGACGUCUUCACAAGAAUAUGGUUCCAGUACCUGGGAGCUUAUUGUUACUAUUGAUCACAAAUAUGGUGGAGAACAAAAACAGAGUAAACUGCAAGUAUCGGGCAACCUUCAUAUUGGAGGGGUGAUGCUCAAGCUUGUAGAACAAAUUGGGGUAUCACAGGAUUGGUCAGACUAUGCCCUUUGGUGGGAGCAAAAGCAAUGCUGGCUUCUUAAAACGCAUUGGACGCUGGAUAAAUAUGGGGUGCAGGCAGAUGCCAAGCUGUUGUUUACCCUUCAGCACAAAAUGCUGCGUCUUCGCUUGCCCAGCAUGCAAACUGUAAGACUGAAUGUCAGUUUUUCUUCAGUGGUGUUCAAGGUUGUUGGAGACAUCUGCAGGACCCUCGGUAUUAGACGGUCUGAGGAGCUUUCUCUACUGAAACCACCCGAAGACACAAAAAAGAAAAAGAGAAAAGAGAAGGACAAAGAACCAGCCAUUGAAAAUAUCUUAGAUUUGCACCAUUCCCCAGUAACUCUGGGAAUACCAGCGAGUCAAGGCCUAUAUAGUAAAACCAUGACUCCAACUUAUGAUCCUGUCAGUGGUUCACCUGCCCCUUCUACGGUCACCUGGUUCAGUGACAGCCCUCUAGCGAAACAGAACUGGGGCGGCCUGGCUUUCAGCAACUCCAGCUGUACCCCGGAGAUGCUUGCCAAACUGUAUCAGCCUCGGACAUUGGUCGACAAAUCCAGACUAAAUGCAGGUUGGUUGGAUUCCUCUCGAUCACUUAUGGAACAGGGUAUUCAGGAGGAUGAUCAGCUUUUGUUACGCUUUAAAUACUAUUCUUUCUUCGAUUUGAAUGCAAAGUAUGAUGCAGUGCGAAUAAACCAGCUGUAUGAACAAGCCCGAUGGGCUAUUCUGCUGGAAGAAAUAGACUGUACAGAGGAAGAGACUUUCAUCUUUGCUGCACUGCAGUAUCACAUCAGCAAGUUGAUGGUAUCUACAGGAUCACAGGAUUUCACAACGGAGGCCGAAAUGGAUGAAGUGGAGGCUGCUCUCUCGAAUCUGGAAGUGACACUAGAGGGUGGGAAGACAGAGAGCAUGUUGGAGGAUAUCACUGACAUACCAAAGCUUGCACAUAACCUGAAGCUAUUUAGGUCCAAAAAGUUGACACUGAAAGCCUUUAAGCAGUAUUGGUUUGUCUUCAAAGACACCUCAGUGGCCUAUUUUAAAAACGAAGAAGCUGAAAAUGGAGAACCCAUUGAGAAGCUCAACCUAAGAGGAUGUGAAAUUGUCCCCGAUGUAAGUGUGUCAGGGAAAAAAUAUGGCAUUAAGUUACUCAUCCCUGUUGCUGAUGGAAUGAAUGAAGUCCACUUGAGAUGUGAUAACGAAAAUCAGUAUGCCCGGUGGAUGGCCGCCUGCAUGUUGGCUUCCAGAGGGAAGACGAUGGCUGACAGCUCGUACCAUUCUGAGGUCCAUAACAUCCUCUCAUUCCUGAAGAUGAAGAGCAGAACGGCUGCUCCCCAAGAAGUCUCUGAUGUGGAAAGCAUGGACAUGAAACCAGAGUGCUUCCUCUCACCACGCUAUGCAAAGAAAUACAAGUCUAAGCAGUUGGCGGCUCGUAUUCUGGAAGCUCACCAAAACAUCGCCCACAUGUCUCUGAUGGAAGCCAAAUUAAGGUUUAUACAGGCAUGGCAGUCCCUUCCCGAGUUUGGCUUAUCAUACUACAUUGUAAGAUUUAAAGGGAGCAAGAAAGAUGAUCUGCUGGGGAUUUCUUAUAACCGCCUGAUAAGGAUCGACACAGCCACAGGGGACCCAAUCACAACAUGGAGAUUCUCAAACAUGAAGCAGUGGAAUGUCAACUGGGAGAUCCGGCAGGUCGCCAUUGAGUUUGAUCAGAACGUAUCCAUUGCAUUUGCUUGCCUGAGUGCAGAUUGUAAGGUCAUUCACGAGUACAUUGGAGGCUAUAUUUUCCUGUCGACCCGCUCCAAAGACCAGAAUGAAACACUUGAUGAAGAUUUAUUCCAUAAAUUAACAGGAGGAUGGGAGUGA
Varanus komodoensis (Komodo dragon) is the source of this 2028-nucleotide messenger RNA. RefSeq names its product FERM domain containing kindlin 1 (gene FERMT1). The transcript has 14 exons. Gene Ontology annotation, cellular component: focal adhesion. Bases 1 to 2028 code for a protein of 675 amino acids. NCBI's taxonomy places the organism in Eukaryota, Metazoa, Chordata, Lepidosauria, Squamata, Varanidae. The record is from RefSeq and is a predicted model, not a curated record. Gene Ontology annotation, molecular function: integrin binding. Gene Ontology annotation, biological process: cell-matrix adhesion; integrin-mediated signaling pathway.